Messenger RNA from Hippopotamus amphibius kiboko, 1180 nucleotides. RefSeq names its product clathrin light chain B (gene CLTB). The coding region runs from base 263 to 898 and encodes 211 amino acids. Gene Ontology annotation, biological process: clathrin-dependent endocytosis; intracellular protein transport; clathrin coat assembly. The transcript has 5 exons. NCBI's taxonomy places the organism in Eukaryota, Metazoa, Chordata, Mammalia, Artiodactyla, Hippopotamidae. Gene Ontology annotation, cellular component: synaptic vesicle membrane; clathrin coat of coated pit; clathrin coat of trans-Golgi network vesicle. Gene Ontology annotation, molecular function: structural molecule activity; clathrin heavy chain binding. The record is from RefSeq and is a predicted model, not a curated record.
GGGCCGCCUCCCGAGGCCGGUGACAUCACCGCAUUCCCACCGCGGCUCCUCCCGCCCGCCGCCGCCGCCGCCGCCGCAGGGACAGGCGAGCCGGGCCCGGGGGCGGAGAGGAAGUGCGGGGCCGCCGCGCCGACCCGUCCCCGCCGAGGCCGGCUCCCCCGGGCGGCUCGGGUGACAGCGUCGCGGCCGCCGGGCGCAGGGCGGGGCGCGCGCCGGGCAGAGCCGAGCGCCGGGCGGACGCCUCGGCGGAGACGCGCGGAAAAUGGCUGAUGACUUUGGCUUCUUCUCGUCGUCGGAGAGCGGCGCCCCCGAGGCGGCCGAGGAGGACCCGGCGGCCGCCUUCCUGGCGCAGCAGGAGAGUGAGAUCGCGGGCAUAGAGAAUGACGAGGGCUUCGGGGCACCUGCCGGCAGUCAGGCGGCCCUGGCGCCGCCGGGACCCGCGAGCGGGGCAGGUUCUGAGGACAUGGGGACCACGGUCAAUGGAGAUGUGUUUCAGGAAGCUAACGGUCCAGCCGAUGGCUACGCCGCAGUUGCUCAGGCCGACAGGCUGACGCAGGAACCUGAGAGCAUCCGCAAAUGGAGAGAGGAACAGCGGAAACGGCUGCAGGAGCUGGAUGCUGCCUCCAAAGUGAUGGAACAGGAGUGGCGGGAGAAGGCCAAGAAGGACCUGGAGGAGUGGAACCAGCGCCAGAGUGAACAAGUUGAGAAGAACAAGAUCAACAACCGGGCAUCUGAGGAGGCUUUUGUGAAGGAAUCCAAGGAGGAGACCCCAGGCACAGAGUGGGAGAAGGUGGCCCAGCUGUGUGACUUCAACCCCAAGAGCAGCAAGCAGUGCAAAGACGUGUCCCGCCUGCGCUCGGUGCUCAUGUCCCUGAAGCAGACGCCGCUGUCCCGCUAGGAGCCUGCCACCAGCAUGGCCACCAAGCAGGGGCCGGGCCGGGUAGAGGAGGAGCAGCUGCUUUGGCCAGCGGGGAGAUACCUCCAGCAGCUGCUACACAGCCUAUUCCGUUCCUCCCCAUCUUCUGGGGCCAGGAAGGGGAACCCUCACCCCCUCACCAGUCAUUCCCUCACGGCCCUACAGCCCAGCCCCUCACACCUCCUCUCAGUCCACAAAAUUGUGACUGUCCCUCCUGAUGUAUUUUUUUUUUCUCUUGGCUUAAAGGGUGUGUUGUUAACUCUU